AUGCUGGCCCCUCCUGAAGCCAAGGACUACUACAAGACCGAAGAGUACCGCCUCAAGCUGGAUGAUGAUAUUGUGAGCAUCCGUAAUCAGCUCGACUCCGGUAUUGGCGAUAAGCUCUUCGACAAAUACCGUGCCAAGGAGAACAACUUGGACGAGUUCGAAGGCCAAUACCAAGUCAUCAUAGUCGGUGCCCUGAUGAUGCGGGCCGGUGCCAACAUCAGCAAGGAGCAACUGCAGCACCUGCGGGACCUUGUUCCCAAAAUUGACUGCCAGUAUGGCUACGCCCUUCCUUUCCGCGACUUGGGUUUCCGUGAUCCGGGAAAGGCCCAGUUCCUUGCCGCUCUCGACAACUAUCAGCCGGGAGCCCCAAGGGACUAUCUGGAACCAAGCUGCUUCCACUGCGGAAAGGUUCGUGCCGACAUUGGCAAAGCUCCCAAGGGGUGCGGACGCUGCGAGCAAGCAUGGUAUUGCAACGUUGACUGUCAGAGGGCUCAUUGGAAGGUCCACAAGCCCCAGUGCAAGCACUUGAACGAGGUCAGAAUUCUGAACGUUUAA
This is a messenger RNA of Colletotrichum higginsianum IMI 349063, 555 nucleotides long. Its product is annotated as MYND finger. The record is from RefSeq and is a predicted model, not a curated record. The transcript is spliced from 3 exons. Bases 1 to 555 code for a protein of 184 amino acids. NCBI's taxonomy places the organism in Eukaryota, Fungi, Ascomycota, Sordariomycetes, Glomerellales, Glomerellaceae.